AUGGAAUGGCCUGGAAGAGCAACUGGCACUAACACCUGCCUGUUUGCCCAGGCAAUCAUGGGAUGCAAGUCUGCUGCUGCAAUUGAUAUGCUGGAUUUUUUAUUGCAUUAUGACCUGGUAUUCUUUUGUGUGGAUUGCUGUAUCCCACCCUGGAAUCAACUGAUGAAGAGCAGGUAAUAAAUAAACACAAUAAACACAAUUAUGUUUGUAUCAUAAUUGUAUUGGUUUGUGACCAUACAGAUUAAUUAAUUCAUUCAAAUGGGUAUAAAAUCUGAUUUCAGAAGAUAGCUCAGUUGGUUAGAGCAUGGUGCUGAUAAUGCCAAGGUUGCAUGUUUGAUUUCUGUAUGGGGCAGCUGCAUAUUCCUGCAUUGCAAGGGUGUUGGAGUAGAUGAUCCUCAGGGUCCCUUCCAACUCUACAGUUAUAUGAUUCUAUAGUCCACACUAUGAAUCAUUAACACACUUAAGAGUAGAGGCUAUACAUUACAGCCAUCAAUUCCCAUGGAUAAUUUUCACUCCCAGCCCCAAUUGUUGUUGGCACCAAAACACAGUGAAUUCCCCAGUCCAUUCUGAUUGCCAUGAAUGAUACGGAAUGAGGGUCAUGGGUACAUGCACUAUGCAAAUGCCCCCAAUGUACAUAAUGAUUGGUGCAGUUAUUGUCAAGAAGUUUAUAAAUGGAAAAUUCAUUAUUCUAUCCUCACUUGGGUGAUUGCCAUGAAAAGCAGUCUGAAUUGGUAGAAAGUUAACAAUGAAUAUACUACCUCACCUUACAGGAUUCCUGUGAUUUGGCUAUAUUUAUCAGACCCAAAUACUGUUCAUUUGGCUAUCAUUGCAUUUGCAAAUGAACAGUCAUCACAUUUAUUUCUGACACACAAACACAGUGUUUCCAGCAAUACUGCUACAAGUGCCGCAUAAGGGGAUGUGUCAGCAUAAUGCCAGCUAUAUCUGACAAUCUGUUCAAGCAGCUGGAGCCUUGUUUUCAAUACUGUGGCAUAACCAAAUCCUGAUGCCAUUCCACAUUAUCCCAGCUCUGCACGUUGCUGACUAAAGUGCAGAGAUGAGACUGCAAACCUUAUAACAUGACAGAAAAUAACAAUUAUACACACACACACUUUUGUGUGCUGUGAAAAGUGCAUUUAUUCACAUCCAAACUACCGUAACUCUCUCUUUCCAAUAAUAAUUCCAGUAAUAUUAUCAUCUGUCCAGCAGGAAGGAUGCCCUGAACCACUAAACGCUUAAUAAACAUCUAUCACCGUACAUCAAUGUCCAUAAAGACUACCAUCCUGGCAUUUGGAAAACAACUACAAGACAAAACCAUUUUCAGCAUCAAUCUCUGUAGUGAAGAGACUGACAUAAACUAUUGAAAGGAUUUUGAUAAGCUAAUCUCUAUUUUAUGACCAAUAUUCACAUCGUUUAUUUCAAGUGCUUACUUUAGAAACCUGGAGCAAAAUGAUGCUUGGGGAAUUGCCCAGCCACAAUUUGUAUACAUUUUUUUUCACAUCUGAUCUAAUGAGGUAGGCAUGCAGGAAGACACCUUUGUGAUGUGUCAUCUAAUUCCCGAUUCUCUGUGGGACAGCAAGCCCAAAGGAGGUGGUGGCCAUCUCCCUGUUCUGGCCUGGUGUGGCAGGAUUCCUGGGAGCCUCUGUGGUAACACAAGACUUCCAGGGAAGGCAGGGCUUCUUGGAUAUAAAAGGGAGCCCCAAACAUGAGACGAGGCUUGUUCAUAUCAAGGCUUUUCCACUCACCACACUUCCUUCAGUCUCUCACUGAGAGCAUUGCUGGUCACUAGUUGACAGGGCCAGAAUGUUAUUUUGCUCAUACAUGAUUGGCCAUCAGAAGGGCUGAACAAGUGGUUAUGACUUUGGAAAGUAUACAUGCAUUACUGGGGUGGUUUGUCCAUCUUUGGUCCCUCCACAAAACUCAGCUCUCACCUGUGGCUCCUAGAAGAUGUCAACAUGUGACUGGCUAGCUAAACUAGGUGAAGGUAGCCAAUGGGACUCAAACCCUCAAUGGGGUAGCCGAUGGAACUUAAACCCUGCAUGCAAAGACAGGUUCUAGUAGACUGAGCAAACGAGACCAAUAGUGGGUCCAACGGUCAAGAAAGCAGUUUCUGCACAUGCUAUAGAGGGAAGUGAUGGGCAGAUGGCAGGUAGCUCAUCUAGGGGAAGGAAAACUCUGGUGCUAAACCUCUGAUGCCUUGUGGGAUAUCUCCGAGAGAAGAAAAGGCAAAGGAGGUAGCCCUAAACAAAUCUGGAGUGCAGUCCCUAAGACAGUUGGAUAACAACUUGUACGCCUUCUUCUGGCAACUCUUGCAGCGAAGCUGGUGCCCAGUGUAUUGCUCUGCUUUUCUUUGGACCACAUCAGCAAGGCCAAGAGUGUGGGCUUGUCAUCUAAGCAGCCCAGGACCUGCAUUAACACUACCCAGGCUUGCACCGCAGGGAGGUCACUGUGGUGCUGCUAACACAGUUGUUUUACUUCACCCCCAGAAGUUCACUCCAUUGAGUCUCAAGACAGAUUGAUGCCAACAACAACCUAUGUUCCAUCAAGGGGCUCUUUACUUUAUGUUGCAGCCUAAAACACGGUUGGGGGAUCUGUCAACAACAACAACAACAACAACAACAACAACAACUGAAAAUAACAUACAGAAAUGCAUCUUAAUCAGGAAAAUGCUUUGCAAAAAUAGGCAAAAUAGCAUUUAAAUUUGUAAAUUAGGAUAAAUCCAUACUAAAAAGGUGAUGAAUUUUCAAGAGGAUUACACACACUCACACUGAUAUGUAAAUGUGGAGAACUGCACUUAAAAGUGAAAAAAAUGAGAAACUGAGGGAAACAGAAAUUAAGACAGAUUCACCCAUCCCUUGCAACAUAACAAGAGCAUGGUUAACAUUCCUGGCAAUGUUAUCAUUGUAGUGGAUUAAAAUUCCCUGCGGUAAAGGCAGGGCUUGCAAUAAUCCUGUUAACUAUGUGAGGCGUGUGCAAUGAAGCAAAUAAAAAGUCUAUAUAAUGGGGUCUUGUAUCGAAGGCAAAUUUAUAGCUCCAGUGAAAGCAAUAUCAAUCUUAUUAUAUAAGGAUGGCAAUCAUAAAUGUUCAUUAGCUUGGGUGACAAAAGAAAUGUUAGUGGUGGGGGAAGGAUUUCCUUUUAAUUUCUUACUCCAGGGAGAGAUACACUAAUAGAUAAAGGAUCAAAAUGUUCUGAUUUUCAAGUGGGAGAAGAAGGCAUCCUUCAUUUGUUUCUGCAAGGUUAUUGGACCAGAUUUCAUAAAAUGCUGGCACUGAAAUAAACGAGAAAGCCAUUGAUCACACAUUACUUGUGGGGAACUGGUUGUUUUCUCUUUUGUGAAAGAGAUAAGGACACAACUAUUAACUCUGAAAACAAAUGAAACAUGUUGGUACAUAAUCAAGAUUUCAGUUGGAGAAACACAGAAGGUUUUAAUCGGAGUCCCCUUGGGACCAAGUUAAAACAAUCCCUUUUCUCAGACAUCACCUUUUUUUCUCUUGUUGACAUUCUUUCUGGUGCUUGUCUGCACUAACCACUUUUUGUAGGGAACAGCAUAAAGAAUAGUCUUCUUCAACUGUUCAUAUCCCAUAUAAAGUAAAAAGGCAAGGGAGGACCCAGCUGCAAUGAGUGCACAAGCUCUGCCAUCUGCCACCAUUCCACUUGCCCUUCACAAGCUGGAGGGCAACUGUCUGAAGCAGACAGCUAACUAUAUUCAUGGAGGCUCCCCACACAUUUUAGAACCUUGUAAAAUCAGGUGAAACUGGCCACACAGUUGGUUGUGCAAAGAGAAGCAGUUUUGGAACCAGCAGAAUGCCCUCACCUUAUGAAAUCUCAUCCGAUGACUGCAUUGACCAUCAUAAAGAAACAGCAUCCAGCCUACCCCUUAUAUUGGCAAAAAUGUCAAAGCAACCUAGGUAGCUAUCACCCCAUAAAUGAGCCCCAUAAGGUAGUUAUUCUCCAGGUGGUCCAAGAAUGAGAGGAGGAGAGAGACGGCAAUGUCUGCUGGCCCCACCUUCAAAAUCCUAACGCUUACAGAUCUCCAUGUGUUGGGUGGUGGGUCUCAAGAGAAAGGUUGAGGCUAGCAUGUAUGACCCUGUUCUCCAUGCCAUGCCACACAUUCUUGGAACACAUGGAGAAUACCUUCUGCAUACAGCUAAAGUUUGAAUACAAAUGACAUGAAGGAACAGCUUUCCUCCUCCACUGGCUCACUCUUUCCUCUAGUGUGGAUUCCAGGCUCAAAAAUUUAGAGGCUUAGUUUGUUACAUCCUAGGAAGGUAUAGUGAGCAUUUUAUAGCAUGUUGGGGAAUUUCCUGCUCCCUAUACAAAAGGUUAUACUCUUCAAGAGGCUACUAAAGUAGGCAUUGUUAAUACAAACACAAUUUUGUUAACUGACCCUUUCAGGAACUCACCACUGCUGUUAUUAUAGAGAAGUACAUAUUAUAUUAGACUGCAGUCAAUGUUAUGCUGAAUUCCCAAAGAACUAACAUUCAUUAUGGGGUGAUUGCUCACCAAUGCACAGUAAAAUUUAAUAACUGAAACAAUCAUGAUCCAACACCUUGAAUCUAUAUCUGCUCCUCUGUGAAAAGAGUGUCAUACACGUUUUAAUGUUCUGCCCUGCAUUCUAUCCGCUAGGGAGUAUGCUAAAGGCAUUUUUAUCCUUGCCAGGCAAUUAUGUGCAGAAAGUCUGAAUUCUCUUUGGUCAGCUUCCAUAGAUAUUUCCCUUUACCAGCAUUAAAAUGACAAUUUAGUUUGCUAUUAAUAUACUUCAAUUAGAAGCAGAGAGGCUAAUAACCUCGUUGGGUUUUACCAAGAUCAGAAAUAUUCUCAUUUCACAGCCCACUGGUUCUUUAGAGGCAACUGAGGAUUCCCCACAAGUGAAGCUAAAACACUUAUUGAGCUAGCUUUGCAUACUAGACGCACAUUCUCCUGCACUUGAAUACAACAGCUAUGCUGCUUACACCUAAUUUAUGGAUCAGCCAAUACACAGAGGCUCAAACUGCACAUGACAUUAAUCAAGUGGUGUUUUCCUCCUGACAGCUUUCUAAAAAAAUAUGUAUUAAUAUACCUUGGGCCACUGACAAUUAAGGUAUUUAGUUUUGUGGGACCCACCUCUUACUUAAUUUAUAUCAUUUUAUUCUGUUUGGAAUAGCUUUUUGACAUCCUGGGACCUUAUGGUGAAGACAGGGUAAGAAAUAUUAUAAAUAAAUAGUGAAACAGCUACCUAGGCUGUUAUCUGUAACUGGAGACUGUCAUGGAAGAGAGCAGGAGAGUAUUUCCUCCUUCCUCUUUUCCCUCUCCAGUCCUGCCCCUCCUUGCAGCUGUUUUUAGCAACUUGCAAGAAAACAUGGAUGAACAGCUAUUCAUUUUCCCACAUAGAACUAAAAACAGCUCAGUUAUGCCAACCUUUCCUUCCCCAGGUCAGCCAUUGGAGAUUUAGAUUUUUUUGAGGGAGGGCUGUUGUCAGGGAGCAACAUUCCACCAGUUUAUUUGUUUAUUAUUAUUAUUAUUCCUUAGCACCCUGGUUCCAAAAUGUAGCAGUUUAUCUAGAAAGGUAAGUUCAGCUUAGUACUGCCUGUGCAGGAUGAAUUAAGUUGCAGUUUCCCCAAUUCUCCUUUAAUAUAGAGGAGCCAGUGACUUCCACCUACUGUUGCUAUUCAUAGGGUGACCAGUUAUGCAUUCAUAGAAUCAUAGAAUCAUAGAGUUGGAAGAGACCACAAGGGCCAUCGAGUCCAACCCCCUGCCAAGCAAGAAACACCAUCAGAGCACUCCUGACAUAUGGUUGUCAAGCCUCUGCUUAAAGACCUCCAAAGAAGGAGACUCCACCACACUCCUUGGCAGCAAAUUCCACUGUCGAACACCUAAUGUUUAGGUGGAAUCUUCUUUCUUGUAGUUUGGAUCCAUUGCUCCGUGUCCGCUUCUCUGGAGCAGCAGAAAACAACCUUUCUCCCUCCUCUAUGUGACAUCCUUUUAUAUAUUUGAACAUGGCUAUCAUAUCACCCCUUAACCUCCUCUUCUCCAGGCUAAACAUGCCCAGCUCCCUUAGCCGUUCCUCAUAAGGCAUCGUUUCCUGGCCUUUGACCAUUUUGGUUGCCCUCCUCUGGACACGUUCCAGUUUGUCAGUGUCCUUCUUGAACUGUGGUGCCCAGAACUGGACACAGUACUCCAGGUGAGGUCUGACCAGAGCAGAAUACAGUGGCACUAUUACUUCCCUUGAUCUAGAUGCUAUACUCCUAUUGAUGCAGCCCAGAAUAGCAUUGGCUUUUUUAGCUGCCGCGUCACACUGUUGGCUCAUGUCAAGUUUGUGGUCAACCAAGACUCCUAGAUCCUUUUCACAUGUACUGCUCUCAAGCCAGGUGUCACCCAUCUUGUAUUUGUGCCUCUCAUUUUUUUGCCCAAGUGCAAUACUUUACAUUUCUCCCUGUUAAAAUUCAUCUUGUUUGUUUUGGCCCAGUUCUCUAAUCUGUCAAGGUCGUUUUGAAGUGUGAUCCUGUCCUCUGGAUCAUCUCUAUUGGUGAUCACAGCAUUCCUUUCUAGGUGCUCACAGACUGUUUGCUUAAUGAUCUGCUCCAGAUUCUUCCCUGGUAUUGAUGUCAGACUGACUGGGCGGUAAUUAUUUGGGUCCUCUCUUUUCCCCUUUUUGAAAAUAGGGACAACAUUUGCCCUCCUCCAGUCUGCCGGGACUUCGCCUGUUCUCCAGGAAUUCUCAAAGAUGACUGCCAGUGGUUUUGAGAUCACAUCUGCCAGUUCUUUUAAUACUCUUGGAUGCAGUUCAUCUGGCCCUGGAGACUUGAAUACAUCUAGACUAGCCAAGUAUUCUUGUACUAUCUCCUUAGUUAUUCUGGGCUGUGUUUCCUCUGCUGAAUCAUUUGCUCCAAAUUCUUCAGGUCAGGCAUUGUUUUCUUUAUCGGAGAAGACUGAGGCAAAGAAGGCAUUGAGGAGUUCAGCCCUUUCUGUGUCCCCUGUUUGCAUUUCACCAUCUUCUCCUCUGAGUGCCAGUGUGGUGUAGUGGUUAAGAGCGGUAGUCUCGUAAUCUGGGGAACCGGGUUUGAGUCUCCGCUCCUCCACAUGCAGCUGCUGGGUGACCAUGGGCCAGUCACACUUCUUUGAAGUCUCUCAGCCCCACUCACCUCACAAAGUGUUUGUUGUGGGGGAGGAAGGGAAAGGAGAAUGUUAGCCGCUUUGAGACUCCUUAAAGGGAGUGAAAGGCGGGAUAUCAAAUCCAAACUCUUCUUCUUCUUCUUCUUCUUCUUCUUCUUCUUCUUCUUCUUCUUCUGAGUGACCCCACUGUUUCUUUGUUCUUCCUUUUGCUACGAACAUACCCAUAAAAGCCUUUUUUGUUGCUUUUAACCUCUCUAGCAAGCCUGAGUUCAUUCUGUGCUUUAGCUUUUCUGACUUUGUGUCUACACGUGCUGGCUAUUUGUUUGAAUUCCUCUUUGGUGGUUUCCCCCUUUUCCAUUUUUGGUCACAUCCUUUUUUAAUCUUAACUCAGUUAAAAGUUCUUUAGAUAGCCAUCCUGGCUUCUUUAGGCACCUUCCAUGUUUCCAUCUCAUUGGUAUUGCCUGAAGUUGUGCUUUUACUAUCUCCCUCUUAACAAACUCCCAGCCAUCAUGAACUCCCUUUCCUUUUACUAUUACUGUCCAUGGGAUCUCACCCAGCACUUCCCUAAGUUUUAUGAAGUCGGCUUUCUUAAAGUCAAGAAAUUGAGUCCUAGUAUGCUUGGCUGCUCCUUUCCGCUGUAUAGUAAACUUCAGAAGAGCAUGAUCACUCGCGCCUAAUGAUCCUUCCACUUCUACCCCACUAACCAGGUCAUCAACACUGGUUAGGACCAGAUCUAAAAUGGCUGUUCCUCUUGUUGCUUCUCCCACUUUCUGGACAAUGAAGUUGUCUGCAACACCAGUGAGGAAUCUGUUUGACCUUAUGCUCUUGGCUGAGUUUGACAUCCAACAAAUAUCCGGGUAAUUGAAGUCCCCCAUUACUACUAUCUCCCUUCCUUUUGCAUGCUUGGCCAUCUGUUCCAGGAAGGCAUCAUCUAUGUCCUCCGUUUGGCUUGGGGAUCUAUAGUAAACUCCCACAAUGAGGUCACUGUUAUUCUUCUCUCCCUUAAUUUUGACCCAAAUGCUCUCACUUUGGCUUUGAGGUUCUAAAUCUUGGAUCUCUUCACAGGUAUACACAUCCCUGACAUAUAACGCCACUCCUCCUCCUUUCUUGUCUGGUCUGUUUCUCUGAAAUAGAUUGUAUCCCUCCAUUAUUACAUUCCAAUCGUGGGACUUAUCCCACCAGGUUUCAGUGAUGCCUAUUAUGUCAUAUUUAGUUUGCUGUACCAAGAGCUCAAGCUCAUCUUGUUUAUUUCCCAUGCUUUGCACAUUAGUGUACAGACAUUGAAGUCCAUUAAAACUUUGUCAAAAAGAGGUCAAAAUAAUUUGCAUGAAAUUUGCAUAUGGCAAUUUGGAUGUAUAGGUGCAAAUUUAGAAAUGACUGCUACAAUUUAGAUGGAAAUAGAAAUAAUCUCACCAUAGUGGGGAAGAUACCAGGUGACUCGUGACCAACUGCUGCUAACUGUUGAUGGGCAAGUUCAAGGCUUCUGUUUCCCUCUUUUGCUCCAUUUACCCCUGCCACUGCUUCUCUGCUCUUUCCCCCCAUGCAAUAUUUUAUAUUGCAAGAUUUAAGUGUCAUGCAUACAGCUUGUUGUUGUUGUUUAGUCGUUUAGUCAUGUCCGACUCUUCGUGACCCCAUGGACCAGAGCACGCCAGGCACUUCUGUCUUCCACUGCCUCCCGCAGUUUGGUCAAACUCAUGCUGGUAGCUUCGAGAACACUAUCCAACUAUAUCGUCCUCUGUCGUCCCGUUCUCCUUGUGCCCUCAUGCAUACAGCUAGUGCAACAUAAAUACGAACAAUUCAAGACAAACAUAUUUCCCCCAGCAGAGGCUGCUGAAGAAUUAUUUGCAGCUAUUACCAAUUCGGAAGCCAGGCAAGGAGGUAGCCAUGUCCUCACUUGACAACCAUAACAGAAUUGUGAACAUUCUGUGACCUGAACCCCUCUGCGGAGCUCAGCAGCACCUCUUAGAAGUCUCUGUGGCCAACAAAAUUGCGGCAGGAUUGCACCAGUGCUCAUCUAUGCAACCACAUUUGCACUACUAUUGGGAUUUCAACAAGCAACACACGUGUUAUAGCAAACAGCUAGGAACAUAUGGAGUACUCAGCAUAGCUUUAAACAAUAAACAACAGUGGUUUUAAAAACCAACAAUGAUGUUCACCAGUGGCCCCACCAGUGGCCCCACCAUGAAAGCAGCACACACUUUACAGUAGCACACAUGGCUCUAGGAGGGAUGUUUUCUUUUUAAAAAAAUGGGAUUCUUGUUUGAAAGAUUCCCACUGAUUUUUUUUAGUAUCCAAAAUCUUAUUUCCACCACUAACUUAAACUCCAAGGUAUAGCAUUAACUAUGACCAAUCAAGUUCCUUUGCAUCAACAUUUGCACCCAUUGACACACACAAACGGCUCUUUGAGACUCCCUUUAAAUACCCAGCCUUGAACUAGCAAAGCAUAGGGACUUAGUAACCUAAAUCCCCACAAUAGUUUUAGCCCUGUUCCUUUCUUCCUUAGAUACAGAAGGAAAUCUUUGGAAAGCUAACGUUUUAAAGGUAUGAAGCCAAUUACUUUUAAGGUGUGAGUGUCUCCCCAUAGUUGAAGAGGUUUUUAUGCACCUCUUGCCGGACAUCUGGAUCUGUUUUCUCAUUAGAAAGAUUUUGCAAUAACUAGACAUUUUCCCUAACUGGAAAAGAGUAUAGCAACAAGGAUAUAAGAGCUAAUACUGAAUUUGGGCAAACCUUUGACCCAGCCUUGAAGGAACAUCUGAAUCUAAAUCUAAGUCCCUCUUUUUGCCAUUUGCUUAAUUUUUAGUGUCUCCCACUGUUCAGGGUGUGCUCUCAGGAGCAGAAAGUAAUUCCGGAGACAGCAAUGAAAGAAAAACUUUCUCUGGAUCUAACAAUUUCAUAUUCUGAUCUUUAUUCAAUCUUUAUUACUCGGAUUUAUAGCAAUGCAUAAUUAAACACAAUUCUCAUUACAAUGAUGCAAAAUUAUAACCUGGUUAUGAUUCUGCAGGAAUAUUUAUUUUAUACACACACCACACAAGAUCUAACUUAAAAUUCAUGUUUGAAAAUAUAUUUUCAUUUAAUGGAGGAAACCAAUAUACAAUAAUUUGACACAGGUACCCCCAAAUAGGCAUCUUUUAGAGAUCUAUAGUAUUUAGUACAAAUGAAAAUAGGGCCCUAGGUUGGAGUUGUUCAUAACACUGUGGGUCAGCUUAGAGUCUGCAGCAAUUAAUCUUUAAAAGACUGCACACUUCCAUACCUUACCAUUUAUGGUAACAGAAAUCUCAUAAUAAGUGAGCUAAGCUAAAAGUCCAGUCCUAGCAAUCAGGGCAAGGAAGUUUCGUGUAAUGUAGUUUUUUCAGCUGUGGAUUUGCUGCUGCUUGAUUGCUAAUAUGGAACAGACUCGGGAUAUGUCAAAAACAUUAUGAACACAAGAUCUUCUGGGCAAAGACUUUACCAAUUCCCUGCAAUUGUAAGUAAUAUUUCAGAGAAGUUUGUUUACCUGUUUGCAAUCCUUUGCUGUAGUUUUGGUGUGUGAGUGUUUUAACAAAACAAUUCUAAAUUUCCUGAAGCAUCCCCACCCCAUCUAGAUAGCAAACACAUUUCAGAAAUAUUGCAGACAGCAAUGGACCAAAAAAAAUAAAAAUCAAUUUUUGAAUAAUGGACAAAAAAAGUCACAGGAGGAAAUGUUUCAUUGAAUCCUUUGCUUAUAAAAAUUAUAUAGGGACCGGAAAAAAAUAAAGUGAGUAAUAUAUGCUAAGAUCUUGUGAACUGCACAGUGUGAAGGCAUCAUUGUGAGGGUCAGUGCUCUAGCUUCAUCUAAAUGAAUAUCCUUUGCUUCAGCAACGAAUUUUUCUCAAGGAAUUCAGUGAAUUUGAUAUGCCCAUUCCUAGUUUAUUUUUUCUGUGGAUUUGUAGUCAUUAAUUUUUGGUUAAGAAUACUAAAUGGAAAAAGCCCUUUCAUGGCUGGGAAUGAACCAAGAGCCACUUUAGAAGUUUGUUUGCAUUGUUUUGCUUUUCAUUAAAAGACACAUUUUUAUUACAUGUAUCUUAGAGCUUUUGUGAUAGAAUGGGUUAAGAGAUUAAAUAAAGAAACCCAAAAAGUCACAUGUGAAUAAUCCUGAUAACAUUUAUUGCAGGAAAUCAUAUCAAAUUAUAAAACAAAACAAAAUAAAGCACUCAGUGGGAAAACUAUGCAAUACCAACCCAAAACAAGACAAACACAAAGAAAAGCCAAACCAGGAGGCAAAGAAUAAAAGAAACAAAGUUUAAAAAAGCAGAAAUGAAGUUUGCUGUCCUUCUUCAAAGUGUCUGAAAGUUACAAACACACCUUCAUGGCUCCAUGUUAUUUUGUCUACAAAAGUAGUUGUUGUGUCUGUUUACAGAGGCCCUGUGUUAUUCUUCCCAUCUUGUGUCACUUAAGAUUUAUUUCUAGGACAGCAUCACCAGACAGCACCUACAAGGUAACAAUUCACAUAACAAAUUUAUGGAGGAGAACUCAAGGGAGCGUGUACUGAGCUUUGAUUCAAAUAGGUUACAGAAAUAAAUUCUCCUUUAUCCCUCAUGUUAUGACUGUAGGUCAUGCAUAACUUUGCUGACUUGAAGAUUGACAUGGCUUGUGAAGUCCCCACAUCCCCAACAAUCUGCAGCCCUAUGAGGCUGACUUGCAGAAAUUCAAGUACCGUAUUUUUCGCCCUAUAGGACACACCGGACCAUAGGAUGCACCUAGUUUUUUUGGGGGGGGGGAAUAAAGGGAAAAAAAUUAUUUCCUCCCCCAGCCACAGAUAUCUGCCCGAAGCGUGGGGCGCUCUGAUUCAGCGCGCCCCGCACUCCGGGCAGCAGGCUGCUAUCCGCAGCCUAGGGAGCCCUGCGGAAACUCCCGCAGGGCUCCCUAGGCUGCGGAUAUCUGCCCGAAGUGUGGGGCGCUCUGCUUCAGCGUGCCCCGCGCUUCGGGCAAGCAGGCUGCCGAUAUCUGCCCAAAGUGCGGGGUGCUCUGCUUCAGCGCGCCCCGCGCUCCGUGCAGCAGGCUGCUAUCCGCAGCCUAGGGAGCCCUGCGGGAACUCCCGCAGGCUCCCCAGGCUUGCUGAUAGCUUCCUGAAGCGUGGAGAGCGAGAGGAGUCGGUGCGCACCGACCCCUCUCGCUCUCCAUGCUUCAGCGAAAGCCUGCAUUCGCCCCAUAGGACACACACAGAUUUCCCCUUCAUUUUUGGAGGGGAAAAAGUGCAUCCUAUAGGGCGAAAACUAUGGUAGUUCUUGCCCUACAACCAGAGACUUCACUGAAAAGAACUACCACAGGAAAUGGAUUUCCUCUGGAGAAAAAUAGAACUCUGUAUCUAAAAGUUAAAAUCCACCAUAGAAGCUGAACCCACAGGUCAAGCAUAAUAUGAAGAUUAUCAUGAGUAGCAGCAGAGUUCCAUGAUUACAUAGAACAUGCAUAAACAGUAAUUCCCAAACCCAGCAACAUUCAGCAAGGCCACAAAAAGUUUAGGAUUCAAAGUCUCUAGAUGUAGCUUUGGAGCUUUUAGCAUUGCUUCUUUUAACAUUGCUUCAGCUGAUUUACUAAAAUAAAAGCUUGUCUCUAAGUCAGAACUGAAAUUACCCCAAUGUACAUUUCGGGUUUUCAUCACAGACAUUAUUCUUUCAUUGCUUUAAAUUCCACAUUGUAUUCAUAUGCACAAACACAAAGCUUGGGAAUGAGGUUCUAUUUAAACUCUCUGUUGACAUUUUAAAUUCAAUCAAUUUAUAUAAUUUCAACAACAAAAAGCGCCCCCCAGCAGCUGAGCAGAAAGUUAAUUUGUAGGAUUGCUAAACCAUUUGUGUACGUGCACUAAACUUAGACACAGGAAUGAGCAGACCAUGAAUUGUUCUGUCAGUAUAAACUAGCAAAGUUAACAGAAUGUAUGCAUACAAGGAAGAGCAUGCAAACAUGUGCUUUGGGUCUGGCUGCAUGUGUAACGCAUUACAAAACCAGUCUUUCAUUUUGUUUUGUUUUGUUCAGGAGCAGCUGUACCAGGAGGGGUGUUUGGAAGAGAGCAACAGUGUAUAUUGGUGGGGAGGGGAAAGUGCUCCAUUAUCAACCCAAGCCACUUUUCCACCUGCAGGGUCCUAAGGCUUGAUGGGAGCAGUUGGGGGACCAUUUGAUGCAGAGCCAAGCAGUGGUGACUGAGGGGUACAUAAUCCUUGUAUUUCCUGGUGCUUCACCACCAAGGCCUGUGCUACCUCAGGACUUUCUGAGGCAGUUGCUUCAGGUGGCACUUCAGGAGGGGCAGCAGAUUUGCAUCUGGGUGCCAUGCUUGCAGAAGUGAGGACCUCUUCCUCCUCCCUGAAAGUGAACUGGAUUUUUGUCCAACACCUGAGAUCAUCUUCUGAGGCCCUUCUUUGUGUGCCUUCUCCACAAGAGUUCUGGAGGGUGGCACCUGGCGCCGUCAUUAUACACCUUUAGGCACCAGGCAAAAACGUUCCUCUUUAAAGAGGCCUUUGGCUGAUUCACAUCCAAUGCCCUUUUAAAAUGGGGGUUAUUGGUUUGUUUCUGUUUCUAUUCUGAUUAUGUGUUUUGUAGUUUUAUAUUGUGAUUUUAUCCUGUAAACCACCCUGAGACCUGUGGGUAUAGGGCUGUAUCCAAAUUCAAGAAAUAGUAAUAAUAAUUAUAAUGAUGAUGAUGAUGAUGAAUGUAGCAGUGUAGGUAUUUCUCACCCCCCCCCCUCCACUCUAGUAUUUCCCACUAUGUGGACAUCCUGAUAUGGUGAUUCUAAAGUCAGGCUUAGGACAUCCUCCCAGUGUUCAGACUCAUCACUGUCUUCCUGCACUGCUUUAAUUUUCUGUCUCUGAGUUUCCUUGACAGGGUUUGAAAAUCAGUUGGGUUUAACUCUAGAAGGUUCAACUUAGAUUUUAAACUUUGCAUAUUUUAUUGUUGUAAGCCACUUGGUAAUAUAGAUGGUGAAAAGCCCUGUAUACAUUUAAAUAAAUAAAUCAGAAGACAGAGUUGGAUAAAUAUCCAUAAAAGUGGCAUUAGGCCUACAUGGGUGGUUUAAGGUAAGGUGACCAUAUUGCAGAACUGGAAAGGACUUUAAGGUCCACAACUAGGGAUGUUGGGGUGGUGUGGCUGUGGCUUCCAGGAUCUGGUGAGAUCACACAGAAGCAUUCCUUGGAUUCUGCUAACUGAUGUGGCUGCCUCAAUCUGCUUCCUGGACAGGAUGGCCCUGUCUAUAACUAUGCAUAACUAACACCACAUGACCCCAUACACCUUCUAAACCUGUUUGGGGGGGUCCCCAAACUUCCUGAGUAGAUUGAGGGGGCACCAGGGGGCACAGGAAGAAGAAAUGAAUACAAAAUCUAUUAUUUUCUCUUCUUAUUUCAUAUCCUCUUUAUUCCCCUCCUCACAGGCCCAACAGAGAACAUCUGCCUUACAAUGUCAUUCUAA
Molecule: messenger RNA, 14500 nt
Organism: Podarcis lilfordi (Lilford's wall lizard)
Lineage: Eukaryota; Metazoa; Chordata; Lepidosauria; Squamata; Lacertidae
Source: the annotation of a GenBank genome assembly